This is a messenger RNA of Cladocopium goreaui, 957 nucleotides long. Lineage: Eukaryota; Dinophyceae; Suessiales; Symbiodiniaceae. The record is from the annotation of a GenBank genome assembly.
AUGACGGUGCUGACAGGGAAUGCGGUGGCUGAGUUGGUCAGUGUUUGGUUGCUGCCCCUAGUUGAGUUCCUGGAGAUGCAGUGGGUUAUUGAACAGCCUUUUUCGAGCCUUUUUUUUGCUUGGCCGAAGCUGGCUCCCUUUCUCUCGGGUCCAAAGUGCUCAAGGGAGGUGCUUGAGUUGAGCACGUUUGGGGCCAUUUGCUCGAAGCAGCUGAUUCUGCAAGGAACCUGGUCAGGUCUUCCCCACUUGAAGAUGAUCGAGUGUGCCUUGAAAGAUCUUUUGCCGCCCCAAAAGGAUCUUGACCUUGCCAAGGCAUCACAACCGUCCGGGAGGUGGAUCACAGGCAACGAGUACACCUCCUUCAGUUGCGUCUACCCUGACUGUUUUGGAUGUGCCGUGGGGUUUGCCGAGUCCAUGCGGUUGAUGGUUGACAUGGGAGAGGACGGAGAUCUCAAGCCUGUUUCAAAACAAUGGGCCCUUGUUUUGAAAGCCUUUCACUACAUGCCACUGGAGGAAGCUAAGAAAGAAGCGGAUGAAGCAAUUGCUCGGCUGAAAGCCUCUGGGAAGAAGAGCUUUGAUAUGGACCCAGGUUGGCCUGGAAUUGAGCAUGACCUGAAGAACCUGGCCACGAUUCCUAUUCAAACACGUCGAGCAUGGUUGAAGGAGAAACGUGAUACAGGAAAGUUUGACAACUUCUUUCCUACAGGGAAUGCAAAGCCGCGCUGCUCGUUUUCCCAGGUGAAGAAAAAAACUAAGGCAACCAAGGCUUCAAGUUCUUCCAGCAAGGCACCUGCAGAGAGCCUCAAGAUUACCACUUUCUUUCCUUCCAGGAGAGACAUGUCACAAUGUUUCUUGUUAGUUUCACUUCUGCGUGGUGUUGUUUGUGAAGCGACAAUGGUUUUUCCAAUGCAGGCUUUAUUGUCUCACUGGUUCGUGUCUAAGGAAGAGUUGCCAUGA